AUGACCCAAGACAAUACCACCGCGUCGCCAGAACACGCGGACAGAGACAAUGUCACCGAGGGAUACCUGCAGAAACCAAAAAGCAUUCUCAAGCAACGGGAAAACGUGACGUUGCCCCUCUCCUCGUCUCAGAUAGAAAGACGAGUCUCGUUCUAUAGCCAAGUAGAGCUUCGACAAUUCGAGUUCACGUCCCGCUCGUUGAGCAGCGACGAUGCCGAGGGCCACACCGAUCCGGCGGAAUAUCUUCUGUCUGAAUUCGAUGAGAAUCCGGUCCAAACAGGGAGGGAUACGCAUUCUGAAGAAAUGGAAAACGACGACGAGAGCAUGGAACUUACCGGUCAAUUGAGUAAUGGUGGUCAAAGUAAUGGUGGUCAAAGUAAUGGUGGCCAGAGUAAUGAAAACGCCGAGAGGACUGAGCCAAGGACUGAGCUGGAUUCGAUCCUGGCAAAUAACAAAGAACAACCUCAGGAGCUGCUAGACGAACAAGAACAUUUGCCAAUUAGUCAUUUAAAACCACGCCACGAAACUGCGAAAUCAGAUAGAUCGUCCAUACUACGCAACGAACAUGACGACGCAACGAAUAUCAGCUUCACUCACAGUCCUUCCCAAGAGAGACAUGUAUUAUACCUUCCCACCAUGGCAGAUGCUAGCCCGAAAGCUGGGUCGAACCAUAGCCUGCCUCGGCCAGCUGUAGCCGCCGUCGAUAGUCAUUCGUUGUUCAAACCGAUCGAGGCGCUUCAAGAUUAUGCAGACUCUCUGCGAGACUCGCUCUUUAACGAUACAGGUAACUCGUUUGUAGCUGAAGAGGACGACCAAGAUCUCCCCUCCAUUCAAGUCCCAACCAUGGAAAGAAAUGAACCUAAUGACGAUAAUGAUGAUGAUGAAGAUGAUAUGGAAUUGACAGAGCAUGCAGCAAGGACAGGUGACCAGGUCAAUACUGAGGAAGUCACGAUGGAUCUCACGACUCAGUUCUCGCAAGCCAAACCCGCCAAGAUACUAGAACUGUCACAAAACAAUGAAGUGACGAUGGAGUUGACACAGCCUGUGUCGCUGCUCCUGGAACCUGUUCAGACACCCGCAGACGGCCACGCUUCUUCCGCUACGGCUUCAUCUGCCAAAAUCAUUACACCAGAGCAGAGUCCCACGCAAAAUCAAAGUUCAAUCACAAGUCAGAACAUGUCUCAAGACCUGUCUCAAGAAAUCCACGAGUCAACUAUGGACAUCACAGCUGUGCACGAACCUCAAGAAGCACAUCAACUUUCUAUAGUUGAGGAGGAAGAAGAACCCGAAGAUACUCCGAUGGAGCUUACACAACCAGUAGCUCCUACCACUGCCGCAGUCGCAGACGCAACAAAGACCCCAAAUCCUCGCGAGGCCAAGUACACAACACCUCACAAUGAAACAGACGUCGCGCGAGAGCUCUUCCUUACCGAAAACAAGACUGUGGAAGAAACUUUUGCCGAGAGACUUGAGUCUAAUAGUAUAGUCGACACCCCCGCCUUAAUGGCCUCCCAACAAGAGCUCAACCGCUACCUUGAAGAGGCAACACCCCCAAUACCACGAGCAAACGUGUCUCUCGGCGGUCUUGGCACUCCAGUCCGUGUAUCAUCUCAAUCUUUCAAAGAUUUACCGCCUCAAUCGACUGCCGCAAACGACUCGGCGCUAGAAUCGAUGCAAUCUCGCAAUAGAAGGUUGAGCGAUAGCCAAUAUGAUGCAUCUUACGAGGUUCAUCAAUCAAGACUGUCUGCGAAAAGAGCGCUUGACCCUGCCAUAGAGCUCAAUCAGAGCAAUCCCUCGAAACGUCGAAAUACAAUCGACUCACCAAUAGAGGACACAGAGAAAGAACGAUUCCCCCUGGUCUCUUUGACGGAGUUCUUGGAUGAAACUGAGGUGAAGUUUUUUGAUGAUCUAGAGUUUGCAAACGAGCUACCAAUACCAAUGAGCCGAGGUGAUGUUGACCCUGGAAAGUUUUCACGAGAAGAUUUCUAUAAGGCAAAUAUCCAAAUCCCCUUGCUCGAGGUUUACGAGCUCAGCUGCAAAGAGCUUACGGGAAAAAUUGGACAAGGCAAAAACCUUUACAAGGAGCUACAAGAGACUUCGGCCCAAGAGGUGCCGGAUUUGUUCCGCAAAUACUACAGUUCAUCAUACUACGAACAGAUGGCGAUGAAGUCCAAGUUUCAAAUCAUUAGGGACUAUACCCGUGAACAAGCCAAGGAAGUUUGGUAUGAAUGGCGAACAAAGCUCUUCAAAAAUGUCAUCGAGGUCGUGAAUUCUAAUCUUGAAAUCCUCAAAGACGACAAGAUUGUUUUGGAAGACAGUAUUAAAGAGACAUUGGCUGAAUAUGAGGUGAUCCAAAAUCGUUUAGAAAUGAUUAAGCAAGACAUUACUCGGUUCAAGCAAAUCAAAGAGCAGCACAAAAGUCUCGAUGCUGAAGAGAUUAGAACAAUUAAAACCAAACUCUCAACUCUUGAGUCGAAAUUGCUCGAGCACAAGGAGGAUAUGGCUCUAGAAUCGGGCAAACUAGACGCUGUGAACGAAAUGAUUACAGAACAGAAUCGUAGACUACAAGAAUUGAACCAAAAGCUCGAGGAUGAGCGGGCAGAGUUGUUGAAACAUAAGCACUUUGGAAACGAAGAGCUCGAGAUUAUCCACACAAAGUCUCAGAUCAUUCAAGCUUGCGCUGGACUCAAAUUCAUCGAACGAACCUCGGCAUACACCUAUGAGUUUGAGUUCUAUCCAAAGAUGGGAAUUACGGUGGACAUGAGCAAAACUGAUUCCGCGGACGGCUUGGUGUUCCAUCCAAUUGAAAGCGACACAAAGACACUACACAACGAGAGCCUCGAGAGAUAUUGUCAAGCGCUCGCCGAAACGACCCCAUUUCUGAACAUAUUCGAAACACUAUCUGUAUUUCGGUCCAAAUGGCUUCAAUUGCUUGCAAUUGACGAACAAGUGCAUGCCCUUUCUGCCUAUUAUCCAAUCGAAAUUGGGUCAUUUAGCGAAGAGAUGAUCCAUUUCGUAAUACAGUACUAUUCUUUCGAGACCGGACUUAAAGUCGACUACCAUGUCAGUAUACCACUCUCCAGAAUAUUAAAUUACCAGUCGGCUGUACUGGUGACAGCCAAGGUACUCAAGUCGAAAGGAACCACCACGGAGCGGGAACUCCGCGAUGCCAUUUGCCAGAAAAAGGCCAGCCACAAAAUCCUCGAGAAAAUCAGCACCAUCGAAACGCCGCCGUAA
Molecule: messenger RNA, 3237 nt
Organism: Australozyma saopauloensis
Lineage: Eukaryota; Fungi; Ascomycota; Pichiomycetes; Serinales; Metschnikowiaceae
Exons: 1
Coding region: 1-3237 (1078 amino acids)
Biological process (GO): mitotic spindle assembly checkpoint signaling; protein localization to kinetochore; mitotic sister chromatid biorientation
Cellular component (GO): kinetochore
Source: RefSeq, a predicted model, not a curated record